This is a messenger RNA of Penicillium brasilianum, 360 nucleotides long. The record is from the annotation of a GenBank genome assembly. NCBI's taxonomy places the organism in Eukaryota, Fungi, Ascomycota, Eurotiomycetes, Eurotiales, Aspergillaceae.
AUGACUAGCCGUCCCCCUUCUCAUUCUUUGCAUGAUACCGUUUAUCUUCAGACCGUUCUCGGCGCUUUUGACCGCGAUCACACCCAGUAUCUUUACAUCAUCUACACCGUUCUCUCUUUCGAUCUCAGUGUCAUUUGGUGGUUCCCAGCCUCUAUCUCUGAACAGAAACCAAAACGAACAAACGAAUACGCCUGCAACUCAAUCAUCAGAGACAUAUAUACCGCAGAAACUUGUCAUCGGCGCCUUCUUCGUGAUAUUCCUUGCGCAGGUGGGCGCCAACGUCUUGCAAACGAUGCGAGGCAAUCGACGGCGAAGGCAAGCGAUGGAGCUGCAAUUUCCACAACCUCUACCUCAGCUUAA